AUCUGACUAGUCUGUUGUCAUUAGAGCUUAUCUUCCUUGAUUUCCUUGAAUCGCUACCGCAAAAUCUUUGAGAUAGUGUUUUCACUCUGAUUAGCCUUUCGUGGGCAAGGAGCAGUGCAAUCCUGUGGUCAAAGUUUGUUAUUUGUUAUCAUCAAAUCGGUGCCAAGUUGUCAUCGAUAGUUGCUGCUGAAUCUCAACCGACCACCCACAAUCAUCAGCACCAAAAACGUCAACAUCAACCGGCAUCCAUCGGAUUAUUCGAGGGGGAGCUUUUUCUUGCACGACACGCACGCAGUGAUAAACAAGUGUGAUAGACUCUGGAGUGCCGAACAUUUUGGGGAUACACACAUUGGACUGUCACGUGUUUUGUUUUUAAGGAACGCCGAGAAGAAUUCCGGGAGAGACGUUAAUUAGUCUGAUUAUUUCGAACGAGUCCAGGAGGGGUUUUGUUUUAGUUGAAAAGCUUUUUCGUUAGUUUCUUAAAGCGGGGGUAAAGUUGCAAUCAGUGAAUGUGUUAGGCUGUUAGUUUAGUUUAUUGAUAGAUCAAAAUUUUCUGUUACUUUUUCUAAAUUGCUUCUAAAUUGGGUUACGCUUUCAAUUUUGGCCUGUUUGAAUCAAGCAUCUUACUAUAGUUGAAUUAGGCAUACUUUUGCUAAGCCGAUCGAUCGCGCGCUUCCGAGCAAUGCUUUAAAUGUGCCUUGUCGAACUGCAAUCGGUAAUGGAACAUACGCCGGUGUCCUCACCCACGACGGUUUCGAGCGGUGGUGUCAUAGUUCAGAGUAGCGCCCAGGUGGACGAUGGCGGUAGUAGUACUAGCUUACUUUUGGUAGGGGGCAGCACAGGGGCAAGUAGUGCAGUAGUGGGUAGUCUUUCCGAUAACAAUCUUAGCUCGACGACGACGACGGCGACUCAGCAUACGACGCCGGGAAGUGGAGGAGGAGCGGGAGGAGUAGCCGGUAGCAAAUCGAAGAUCAUUUCGUCGGCGGCCGGCUCGACGACGGCCACUCCGGUUAAGGGGUCCUCGGGAACGUUGACCACCAGCUCGGCGGCCACCUCCUGCGUACCGAGUCCGGUACUUAGUCCGGCGCGCAAGGUCUGGGGCCGGAACAACAACGGAACGAUGGUUGAAACUUCCACCCCGUCGAAUGAAGCGGAACUCCAGCUUUACAGGGUAUUGCAGAGGGCAAGCCUUCUGAACUAUUACGAUACGCUGCUUGAAAUGGGUGGAGAUGACCUGCAGCAGUUGUGCGAGGCUUGCGAGGAGGAAUUUUUGGAAAUAAUGGCGCUAGUUGGUAUGGCUUCGAAACCUCUCCACGUACGACGUCUCCAAAAGGCGCUCCAAGAAUGGGCCACCAAUCCAUCGGCCUUUCAGAGUCCCCUGACAAGCGUUGAUACACCUUCACGGUUGACGUACAGCCCUGGUCCAGGUUCGAUAUCACGCAGUGUCAGUAACUAUCCGACGGCUUCGGCUCCAACUUCCAGCUACAGCUCCAAUCCGUCCUCGGUGUCAAGCAUCCACCCGUCCUCGCUGGGUCAUUUGGCAACCAGUUUGAGUAGCAGUAUCAGCAGCAACAUGGUCAGCCCGAUCGGUUCGACCACAACAUCUUCCCUUCAGCUUACCCCAAGCCUAACCGAAGAUCAGGUGGCAAAAAUUGUCCAAGCGUCAGAACGACUCUCACGGACGAUCCCUCGUCACCUUGAACCUCGACAGCAAAACGUCAAAAAACGCACCACCCGGGAUCUCGAACAGGUGAUCGCCAUGAACGAAAACGAUCCCCGCCGGAUGGAGGAGAUCCGCAAGUUUUCUGCCAUCUAUGGUCGGUUCGAUUGCAAACGGAGACCGGAGAAACCGCUGACCCUGCAUGAGGUGUGCGUCAAUGAAGCGGCCGCUCAGAUAUGCAAGUAUGUACCUGCUCUGCUUACCCGGCGAGAUGAGCUUUUCCCCCUAGCUCGGCAGGUCGUCAAGGAGUGCGGUUUCGGACAUUCCGCCAGCAUCCGGCUCACGGGACUGUGCCAAACUCAGCCGAAUCGGCACGACGAUCUGGACACGGCUCAGCAGAUGAAACGUGCCCGACUCUCGAGCGACACCAGUUCCGACAUGGGAAAGCAUCCACCCACCACGCAGUAUAUGUGCUUAUAGAGGGGCUACCCGCUAGAGCUUGGGCUAGGGCUGGACGAAAUUGCCACCACCAGCACCGCCAAUUGCGCCUGGAAGUCUGCAAACCACGUGUGUGCGUGGAAUGUGGAAUCCCACGGGGCGGGCAGAUUCGGUGCGACGGUGUGGCAAUCCAGCUGAAGCUGAUGCUAGAAAACGCUUAAUAACCAUCCUAAAAACCUGCUUCUAAUUGGCCUCCCUCCAUCCAUUGCUUAGUGUUUAAUGCGCCUUUAGGACUAAAAACUGCUGGCUUUCGUUGUUAUACCGUUGCUUGUUGAGUUUCUUAAGUUGAGCAUUUAAGUAUCUUUUUAUUUAUUUAUUACUAAUUUAUUUACCUUCGUUGAUGCUUAUUAUAGUUUUGCUUAAUUUGACUUAUUUAUGUUUUCGUGUUAAAUAUUUGAGAAUGUUGUAAAAACUAGUGCAUGUAUCGUAAUUUUUCGUGUUAAAUAAUAUAGGAAGUAUUGGAAGAUUUGAAGCCAUUUCAACAAUUCAAUUGUAUUAAAAAGAGGCUUUCAGCAUGUCAAAAUCUUCAUAAAUAUAACCUGCAAUCUAUACUUGAUAAACUGUGUGAUAAAAGUGCCUUAGGGUCUGUGGUCAAAUAGUUGUGUCACACAAAAUGACUAUUUUAUUUUGACAUCCUUGAACAGGUGAAGAUUUUCACAAGUUUACCAAUACUUAUGUAAACAUAUUUACCUAUCUGGGUGCGAUGAUCAAUCGAACUUAUCCCAAAUCAUUAGAGUUUCAACAUUUUGAGACUUGGAUAACGUUUGAUUUAACUCCCAAUUUGACUUUAUUAAAACUAAGGAUGGAAUAUUUUUUUAUCCUUUCAAAAAUCUUCCUGGGUCAAUGUUUUAUGUUAAAUUCAAAUGUGUAGUAAAUUAUCUUCGUUAUUCUUUGACAACCAUCUUAAUAUUAGCUCUGUUCAUUGAUAGUUCUGUAGAUCGAAAUGAACAAUGGGCAGACCUAAUAUUUAACCUUUCGUUGUCAACUUCCUUUAGUGAAGUAGGAAUUUCGCAAACCCAAAGUUAGCUAUAACUAAGUUGAGAACAAAAUAAAAGUUUAGUAAGAGAGAUAUAUUCGUCCAGAUAAUUUGAGAUCCAGCUUUAAGCCGUUAACUCAAAAAUGUCUGUUAUUCUGAAUUUUCUUCAGUUCAAAAACAAAAUCAAUGAUUAAAAUAAUAUGAAAAAAAACUAAGAUACGACUAACAAAUAGUUUUCAACAACAACGAAUUGUUUCUAACUGCAUUUACCGCGAAUUAUCUGCAUGAAUGUAUUUCUCCGAAACCAAGUAAAAACUGAUUCGAAUAGAAAUUGCAUGGCUUCGCAAACGCAACGCAAAAUCAGAAGAAAAAUUUUGUGAGAUUGAGUGGGAUUUCAAAGAAGUGGCAUAAGAA
Messenger RNA from Uranotaenia lowii, 3548 nucleotides. RefSeq names its product NGFI-A-binding protein homolog (gene nab). NCBI's taxonomy places the organism in Eukaryota, Metazoa, Arthropoda, Insecta, Diptera, Culicidae. Gene Ontology annotation, cellular component: nucleus. Bases 692 to 2140 code for a protein of 482 amino acids. Gene Ontology annotation, biological process: negative regulation of DNA-templated transcription. The transcript has 5 exons. Gene Ontology annotation, molecular function: transcription coregulator activity; transcription factor binding. The record is from RefSeq and is a predicted model, not a curated record.